CCAAGAGCUUAUUGAAUUCUUGACUAUUUAUCAAAUUUUUCUUUAAAAAGUUGAAACUAUUUCAUUAAAUUUAACAAUUUUCGAAAAAUGAUUUCGAGAUAAUUUGAAAGUGUAAGUGUACAAAUACUAAUUCCUGCAUUUUACCAAUACAAAUGUAUCUAUAUCUUUAAUAAGAGCAAUAUUAGCCGAGGGAGUGAGUUACUAAAAUUAAAAUAUAACAAGUUUUUGAUUUUUCCACAGUUUGGGUCUAAGAAUUAGGAGUUAAAGAUAUAAAAUCCUGAUGUUCAUUGUAAAAACUAUAACUUGUUAUAAAAAUUUUAUAUGAUUUGUUUAAGAUUGAAUCAUUAGUAAAUCCAGAAGUUUAAAAUUAUAUCAUUUUCAUUUAAACAGAUUUAAACUAUUAAAUAUUCAAUCAUUUAAUUAUCCUAAUUAAACUUUGCGAAAAUCUCUAUAAUAAUGAACGAGAACAGAGAUAUAAAUAACUUCGAAGAAAAAGAUGCAGUUAAAGAUGAAAUUUCUGAUGAAGAUUCAGAUUCUCGUGAUUGCAAUAUGAGCAAUACAGAUGACUCUGCGAAGAAAAGGAACAAAAAAUAUUUGAUGACCAAAAAUAAGUCACCAAAAAAUGAAGGAACAUUAAGUCAAAUAUUUAAUAGAGCGACAAGUUCUAUAUUUAGCAACAAAUCAUCUAACAAAAGUACUUUCAGUGCGAGAAGUUCAUCAAAUGUUAAUGGGGGACAAACUCACCUAAAAGAUUCAAAUGAUAUUAAUAUUCCUGAAACUUAAACUUGCCACUUCAUUUAAAUUAAGAAAACACAAAUUACUAAAUUGUUUUAAUUACUAUAAAUAAGGUGCUCUAGAUUCUAGACACAUUUUAAACUCGUCUUUCGAAAAAUAUUUUGGACAUAAGUUAACGAAUCUUUUGAACAUUUGAAUCAUGCUAUAACAACCUAAGUUAUGUUGUGCCACCAAUAAUGUUAUAUUUGGUUAUACAUGUUCUGUUCUUAUUCCAAAAAGACGUAAGAAACGAACAAAAUGGCUGAAAAGAAAAAAAAUUUAAUUUUUCGUCUAGCCAAAUUGAUAAUUCUAAUGGUGAAAGCAGCCAAGAAUCAGAAGACGAGGUAAAUGAAGAGAAUCAAAAACUUAGAAUUUUAAUAAAAUGUUGGCAAGUUUAGCUCAAACUGAAAUAGCGACGAUGAAAAUUUACAUCCUCAAAAUGCAUACUUCAAUGAGCGCUGUUGAAACUGCACAAUUCCGCAGGUCUAAUGAUUCGCAAAUAAUAUCAAAAAUUGAAAAUUUUUAAGAGACAUCUUCAAAAUAAAGAACAAGUCAAGGAUAAAAACCUGUUUAAAAAGCAUGUGUCAACACAAAAAUCAGCUAUGAGCAAUCAACAGGUCAACAUCAAUAGGCUAAGAAUCAUCAAAGCCGGAUUCAAAACUUAAGUGGCAUUUACUUUAGGCUUUUAGUAAUUCAAUAUGAAUUACUUCUAUUAUUUUAGAAUGUAAUUUUUUGCUAGAAAAUUGAAAAUACCAAAGAGUAAAAUGAUUUUGUAUAAAACUAAGCUGAAUGUUAUGCUAGAAAUGUUUUAAUAAAUUUUACAAAGAUUUUUUUAAA
This is a messenger RNA of Chironomus riparius, 1611 nucleotides long. The record is from the annotation of a GenBank genome assembly. NCBI's taxonomy places the organism in Eukaryota, Metazoa, Arthropoda, Insecta, Diptera, Chironomidae.